This is a messenger RNA of Triplophysa dalaica, 6560 nucleotides long. RefSeq names its product PDZ domain containing 8 (gene pdzd8). Gene Ontology annotation, cellular component: mitochondria-associated endoplasmic reticulum membrane contact site. The record is from RefSeq and is a predicted model, not a curated record. The transcript has 5 exons. Gene Ontology annotation, biological process: mitochondrial calcium ion homeostasis. Gene Ontology annotation, molecular function: protein binding; lipid binding. Lineage: Eukaryota; Metazoa; Chordata; Actinopteri; Cypriniformes; Nemacheilidae. Bases 310 to 3855 code for a protein of 1181 amino acids.
ACAGACAAACAUAUUACGAUUCUUACAACCAUUCAUCUUACCAACGGCCUCGUUACCUUGGCACGCCGAGUUCAACUUCACAGCAAUACGGUAGCUGGCCGGCAGAUGUCGUCAUGACGCACGACUCCAUCGCUUUGACGCGGCUUUACGUCCAGCCAAUCAGCAGCAGUUUCCGAAGCCCAGGAAAGAAGCAGAUGAUAUGGCAGCUUUGUGAGCGGCCAGGUGGAACUCGCUUUUGUUUGAUCGGGCUGACAGCGGAUCAUGAGUACACUUUAACCCGCACACUGCAGCGGGGAUCCGGGGACAAACAUGAUUUAUCUCAUAUUAAUUUCUGCCUUUUCCGGGGCCAUCGUGACCGUCCUUUUGCAGCUCUUACUAUUGUACCGGAGGAGCCCCGAGCCUAUCGCUAGGACUGUGCAGUAUGUCAAAACAGUUCCUGAUCCCGCACUUAAGGAUUACUUUAGCAACCAACAAUCCGAAUCAACGCAGCCGCAACAAGACAUCACAUCAUCCGCCUCCAAACAACCAGACGCAGCUUCUCCCAGACAGCAAGACACCACCGUCUCCGGCGGCGGCAGCAGCCCUAAACAACAGCCGUCCUCGCCACCGCCUUGUCAAAGCGACUCCCUGCAUACCUCCAAAGCGGAGACGUGCGAUUUUCUCAAUGCCAUAUUUCUGUUUUUAUUCCGGGAGCUGCGUGACACUCCGGUGGUCAGAAACUGGAUCACCAAAAAGAUCAAGGUGGAGUUUGAAGAGCUCCUCCAAACCAAGACAGCCGGGCGUCUGCUCGAGGGGCUCAGCUUGCGGGAUAUAUCUCUGGGUAAUUCUGUGCCCGUCUUCAAAACGGCCAAACUCAUGAAACCCGUGGCUGUCAAUGAAGACAGCAUGCCAGAAGAGCUGAAUUUCGAGGUCGACUUAGAAUACAACGGCGGCUUCCAUUUGGCAAUUGAUGUUGAUUUAGUGUUUGGUAAAUCCGCUUAUCUGUUUGUCAAAAUGACACGGGUGGCGGGCAGGUUGAAGCUGCAGUUCACCCGCAUGCCUUUCACGCACUGGUCCUUCUCGUUCCUGGAGGACCCGGUCAUAGACUUCGAGGUGAAGUCUCAGUUUGAGGGUCGUCCCCUGCCCCAGCUCACCUCUAUCAUAGUGAACCAACUCAAGAGAGUUAUCAAGAGGAAGCACACCUUACCAAAUUACAAAAUAAGGUACAAACCCUUUUUCCCCUUCCAAGUGCAGCCACCUCUGGUGUCGUCAUGUGACUUGGAUAUGUCCAUCCGAGACACCCUAUUGGUGGAGGGACGACUGCGUGUCACACUUGUUGAAUGUAGCAGGUUAUUUAUCCUGGGCUCAUACGAAAGGGAGACAUAUGUUCACUGCACCAUAGAGCUCAGUGCCAGCGAGUGGAGAGAAAAAACCCGGAGCUCCAUCAAAGAGACUGAGGUGAUUAAAGGACCGUCUGGCAGUGUGGGAAUGACAUUCAGACAUGUUCCGGCUACUGAUGGUGACACAGUCCAUGUGAGCAUAGAGAGCGUCACCCCAAAUUCUCCAGCUGCCCUGGCGGAUUUACAGAAAGGAGAUCGUCUCAUUGCUAUUGGAGGAGUCAAAGUGACGUCUUCUGUUCAAGUGCCGAAGCUGCUUAAACAAGCUGGAGAGAGAGUGAUCGUUUUGUAUGAAAGGCCAGUCCGGCACCAGGUGCCUACUGGGGGCUUAGGGCCACUGCAAGAAAGUCUAGGGGCCAUGGAAGAGCCCAGCUAUCUUCCUCAGCCCGGGGGCUAUGAGGAGGACCCAGCCCCAAUAACCACCAUGGACAUAACUGAAAACAGAGACAUUGACUCUGAAUUCGAAGAGUUGAUUGUGGAGUCCAAACCCCCUGGAGCUUCAUUCAAUGUUGACACUAAAGAGGAUUUCCUUCUUUCUGUAAACCAAAGCCCCAAAAAGACUGUGGCCAACCUGGCCAAUCCCCUUGGUUCCAUCUCGCCAAUUCUCAACCGCAGACUGAACCUUCAAUCUCCACUCAAGCCCCAGCCCAAAGAAUCACCAAAGGCGCCAACUUACAAGAUUGGUGAACCACUUGAACAGCCACAGAGACCAACAGUUCCCCCUCCUCCACCUCCUGCACGGCCUCCUGUUCCUCCUAGGCCCCAUAUAAAGGUCACAUCAGCCUCGUCGGAAAUCCAAAACCUAGUGGAAGGUAGUGACCCUGUGGUUGAAAAAAGUCCAGAGAAAACGCAGCCCAAUGCUAGCAAUUGGGACAGACCAACAGAAAAAACUCCUGUUAAGUUACCAGAGCUGAAGCCUGUUAGUAAACACCCAGAGCCAACCGAGGAGAUCCCAAAUACUCCUGCCACAAACAAGCAAGACUUAGCCAAAGACAAGAUAUCAGAGAGCUCAUCAAACACUAGGGACAGCGUAGAUGAACAGGGUCUUUGGGAAUCACCUGAGACCAUGUACCGCAACAGAUGUGCUCGUUGGAACAAAGCCUCAACUGUUUUUGAGGCUGAAAACAACCAUAAAUUCCUUAAUGUAGCACUUUGGUGCAAGGACCCCUUCAAGCUUGGUAGUCUCUUGUGUUUGGGGCACAUCAGCUUACGCUUGGAACACAUAGCACUGGAAUGCUUAUCUACAUCUUCUGCAGAACACCAGAGUACCUUCCGUAUAUGUGCCCCUGAACCUAGGGCCAGCGUCAGCCGUACGGCUUUGCGGAGCUUGAGCACUCACAAAGGUUUUAAUGAGAAACUGUGCUAUGGAGACGUUACGCUCAACUUCAUCUACCUAGGGGACGGAGAGCCGGAUUUGACCAGUGGACCAACGGAACAUGAGCGAGAGGGGAGUCUUCAGGAAGAGGAGGUUAAAGAGAGGGAAAGGGAACGGGAGCAGGUGCUCAUGGUUACCCGCGACGAGACAAGCUACAGCAGCAUACAGUUCGGAGACAUGCGGCACAAUUUUCAAGACACUCAGUUCCAGAAUCCCACUUGGUGCGAGUAUUGCAAGAAGAAGGUGUGGACCAAGGCUGCCUCGCAGUGCAUGACUUGCUCUUACGUCUGUCAUAAAAAAUGUCAAGAGAAGUGCCUAACUGAGCACCCUACCUGCGUAGCGGCCUCAAACCGCCGUGGAGCAGAUCCUGAGGCAAAAUCUACAAUCAACCGGGCUACCACAGGCCUAACGCGUCACAUUAUCAACACUAGCUCCCGGCUCCUCAAUCUGAGGCAGGUGCCUAAAGCAAGGCUUGCAGAACAAGUGGCAGAAAUGGGACCAGUGGUGGCGGAGCCUUCUCCAAAGCAUACGCCUAACACAUCCGACAACGAGAGCAGUGACACAGAGACAUACACUGGGGCGAGUCCUUCCAAACAGCCACCAGGUAGCAGUGGCUCCAAAUUAGUGCGCAAGGAAGGCGGGCUGGACGACAGCGUGUUCAUAGCUGUAAAAGAGAUUGGUCGGGAUCUUUACCGUGGCCUCCCCACAGAUGAACGCUCGCAGAAACUGGAGCUUAUGUUGGACAAGUUGCAGCAGGAGAUUGACCAGGAGUUGGAGCAUAAUAACUCAAUGAUGGUGGAGGAACGAGAUACGAUUGACAGCCGACGCAAGGCCCUUAUCUCUGCUGCUCUGGCCAAGUCUGGAGAACGCCUCCAAGCUUUGACUCUGCUCAUGAUUCACUAUCGUGCUGGCAUUGAAGACCUAGAAUCUGUAGAAAGCACCUCGCCUUCAGAGCAGCACGGUUUUCCAAAAGCGAAAGCUGAAGGUCUAGAGGAGGCUCUGAUGGGCGCGGAAGUGAACGACAGUGACAUUUGCAGUCCGGUUGAUGUUCAGAUGCCGGAUGAGAUUUCAGAAGAGCAGAUCUGUGCAGAGGCGUUACAUUAAAGAUGAGGGUGGCAGGGGCUUGAGACUCAAAAACAACAGAUUUUUCUGUAUGACAUAGAUUAGGAUGACCUGUGAACAUCACACAGGUGAAUGUGAGGUUUGCAUAAGUAUUCAUGGAAAUUUACCAGAAUAUAACUGAACCAAAUUGUGUGGCAUUAUGUGCGUGUCAGUUUACUUUUUACUAUUUAAUUUUUUUAAAUAAAUAUUAUUUUUCUCAUCUUUUGUUUAUUAUCUGUUGUAGAGGACUUAUCAAUUAAGACUUUCAACAGUAUUACAAGAAAUAGAUGGAUUUGAUGAACAAACAGUUUUACCUGCCAUACCUAAAAGGUGCAUUUCAUUUUUAAUCAUAAAACUGCUUCAAAUAAGGAGUUUGAAGCAACAUGUGCUUAAAUUAUAAAGUAUAAAUCUCUUUUCAUUUAACCCUUGUACAUCACUACAGACUGGAUCAUAUAAACUUCCACUGUUGUUUAGAUUCAUAGUUGGAAAUACACAGUUUUAUUUUGUUUUGAGCUUCAAGCCCCUAUGCCUAAAACUCCAGCACAUAAAUUAGGAUUAAGUCCUGAACAGUAGUCCAGAUAACAUGAUGUCCAGAAAGUGGAACAUGCCAUUUUAUUUCCCGAUUGCCCCAAUAUUGAUUCUUAACUUCUAGUGAUAAGCACCCAUUAUGUUUCGUUUGCAGGAGAGUCAAUUCUGUCAUUUAAUUUGAUUAUUUUGUUUUAAAUGUUUAAAUAUUUAAUUCAGAGGGAAUCCUGAUAGGACAGUCAAUCUUGGUGUUAUAGUAAAAUACUAUUAGGGACCAUUCUUUGUGUUAUUAAUUUAGAUUUGUCACACCAAGCCAUCGUGACAUAACUUUUUUUUCUUUCUCGGGGGGGGGGGGGGAUAUUUAAAUAGCAUACAUGGGAUCGGUUUCAUCAUAUUCUCCAUCUCAUAUUGUGAUUUCACAAUUGACUUUGUUCUGAGACUCUGUGAUUAACAUAAAUGGGGCCGUUUUUUCCUCAAACCAGUUACUUUGGGUUUGUAUACUCAUCAUCUGAUGCAUGUUUUUUAUUCUCCAUCAGUUGAUUUGUGUGAAUGUGUCAGCAAGUUUUUACUUACUUUAAUUGUCAAUUUUGUAGUUGUGGUUUGGUAACAUUUAUGGAUGCAAAGAUAUUUUCAGUAUCACAUAUUUGUUUUUGGGGAUAUUUCCCCACUUUUGCAAGUUAAUUUCACAAAUGUACUUAUGAAUGUAUCUCUCAAGCGAUUCACUUUCCUAUCAUUAUUCCGUUCACUUCUCAAAACACAUCAUUUCUCACAGUCUAAAACUGCAUUAAAACUCUUUAGUCAAUACAUACAGUAUUCCUUAAUUCCCGAAGCUAACGCAAAACUUCCCUAACCCAUGUCUGUUGUGGCCUCUGUCUAUGUAUAGCUGGGCAAUUUUCAUUUAUUUCUGCAUUUAAGGAACCACAGACAAAAAUAGGUUUGUUUCAAAGAUUAAAAAAAGGGAUCUUAAAGGGCUAGUUCACCCAAAGAUGAACAUUCUGUCAUCAUUUACUCACCCCCAGGUUGUUUCAAACCUUUAUAAAUGUCUUUGCUUAAAGAAAGGUAUUUGGGAGAAUGUUAGCAAUUUUCAGUUCUAGGACAUCAUCAACUACCAUAGUAGAAAAAAUAUUGUAUAUUUAUUUGUUCUGGUGAACACACAAUGAGAUGUUUUAAAGAAUUAAGGAAAACAAACACCUCUGUUGCACCUUUGACUACCAUUACAUUUUCCCUACUAUGGUAGUCAACAACAUCCCAAAAGUGAAAAUUGCUAACAUUCUUCCAAAUAUCUUUCUCAGUGUUCAUCACAACAUAAAGAUACAGGGUGAAUAAAUGAUAACACAAUUUUCAUAUUUGGGUGAACUAUCUCUUCAAAUGAUCUUCCAACUUCAUUUGAUUGGUCAAAACAAAAGGAGCUUUCUUGCCGUUAUCGUUCACAUGUUUCCAAUGUACAUACAAUAUGUCAAGGCAUUACUGGAUCUGUGUUCAUGAAUUAAAGCUUUUUGGUCAAGACAGAUGACAGUCACGCUCCUAAAACAUUUAUUCAGCUGGUGUAGAAGCAAACUCACAUUCUUGCUUGUGCAGUGUUUACUAUAUGAUGUUCUUGUUACCACUGCAACCAGAGGGGAAACAAUGUCUUUUUCCUGAUGAAUCACUUAAGGGAAUGACAUUUAAAUGUUAAACUCACCAAAUUACAACAUUUGUUUUGGCUGUUUUUAUUCUAUUACAGCUUGGUGGCUGCAGUUGAUAUUCUGUGCUUCUCAAAACUCAAUGCUCUUGAAAUAUUUCUCCAGUUAUCUCACAGUGGAAAAAGUAUAAAACAAUUGAUAUAAAAAAUCACAUCCGCCUUGGCAAACUGUGGUUAAGCUUUUCUGGGAAAGAUGUCCUUAAUGGAAGCUGUAUCAUGGUUUAAAGCGCUAUUGUAAAUAGCCUAGCAGUGUGUCACUUUAACCCUGCUCUUUCUCCCUGGACUAUUAUAUAGUGCUCAACAUGUGGGUUCAACUUUUUGUUGUUGUUGUUGUUGUUUUUGCUUCAUGUAAAUAUGAUUUUGUUCGUUUGUGGGUUUUAAUUAUGGUUAAGGGCAUCUACUGAAAAAGUGCACAGCUUUUAAACUUGCUGCAAGAUCUUUACGCACUGACAUAUCAUAUUUGCUUAUGCACUUGAGAUAAAUAAAUUAUUAGAAAUUUAAA